This is a messenger RNA of Patiria miniata (bat star), 4917 nucleotides long. Its product is annotated as fibropellin-1-like. Gene Ontology annotation, biological process: cell communication. The coding region runs from base 330 to 4238 and encodes 1302 amino acids. Gene Ontology annotation, cellular component: membrane. The record is from RefSeq and is a predicted model, not a curated record. The transcript is spliced from 11 exons. NCBI's taxonomy places the organism in Eukaryota, Metazoa, Echinodermata, Asteroidea, Valvatida, Asterinidae. Gene Ontology annotation, molecular function: calcium ion binding.
UUUGGGCGUGAACGCGUGUGUUUGUAUACAAACCACGAGGUUGUACAGUGCGUGCGCGUAAACCACAUGGCCACACACACCCAAUCCUGCUUCACUACAGAUCGCGUCCGCGUAUUUUCACGCACUAAAAUGUUCUUAGAUAUGUGAUAAUCUACUCGUACGAGGAUUUUGAUUGUUUUUGUCGGCGACAUUUCCAAGCCUGAGAUCAUUUUCUGCCGUCAUUUCAAGUCGGUGACUCACAAAAAUCGGACCAUCUCGGACGGAGUGUGCAGUACAGUACAAGGAAAAUACAUCAGUGAAGAGUGCUACACAUCAGCCUUGAAGAUACAAUGGGGGCACGGCUUUACAGCGGAGGAUUGUCGUCGAUAAUCCUUGCAGUUCUAGUCGUCAUAACAUUCCACAUGAGGGAUGCAGCAGUAGAUGCCUCGGUAUCGGUCAGUCUGAAACUGCGCUCUUACAGCAACCCGUCGAAUCGGGAAUCGGACGGAGAUUGUUGCGACGACUUCUGGGGUAGCUGCUCCAACAAAUGCGACACUAAAUUUAUCAUAUGUCUGCACCGUCCGGAUUCAUCCACAGCAUAUCAUCUGUGCCAAUACGGAUUAAUGAUAACGGGCAAUGUAGCCCCUGACCAAGAUGUCUUCAAUUUCCCCUCCACUAUCCCAAACGGAAUUGCUAAUCCUAUCAGAAGGAACCUGCCUUCAUGGCCUGGUGGUAUCCGAAUCAAGAUUGAUGUUUGGGAUGAUGACAACAACAGUGAUGACCACGUUGAUUCGUUCUUCAAGAAUCUGAACGUGGCAGCCGCAUCCAGCGAAGAGACAGCUUCGGCAACUUCGUUCACACUGACCGGACCGGGAUAUGCCUCAAUGGUAGUUGAGCUAACAGCUUACUGUGAUCCAACAUUCUACGGAUCUUCCUGCAACGUACGCUGCGUGCCUCAAGACAGUGAUGCAGAAGGCCACUACACCUGCGACGAAACUACAGGUGCUAAAGUUUGCCGUCCUGGUUACUCCGGCGACCUGUGUAAAGAUAACAUCGAUGAAUGUUCUUCUGCACCUUGUCAGAACGGCGGAAGUUGCAACGAUGGUGUCAGUGGGUAUCAGUGUUCCUGCAAUGCAGGAUAUACCGGCAUGAACUGUGAAAUCGACAUAGAUGAGUGUGCCAGCUCACCGUGCCUGAACCAAGCCGCCUGCAUCGAUCAGCCCAACAGCUACACGUGUCGCUGUUUACCAGGCUAUGAUGGCACCCACUGUGAAAACGACAUUGACGAAUGUGCAAGUUCACCUUGCCUGUACGACGGCAGCUGCACCAACCUGAUUGGGCGAUUCUCAUGCAAUUGCACGGUGGGUUACCAUGGCGACAGGUGCGAGAUGGAUCUGGACGAGUGUCUGUCUGACCCGUGUGAGAAUGGCGCCACCUGCACUCACGGCAUCGGUAGCUUCUCAUGUCUGUGUCUUGAAGGCUUCGAGGGACAUCGCUGUGAGAUGAACAUUGAUGAGUGUGCUAGCAAUCCUUGCCAUGCUGAAUCAAGCUGCGUAGAUAAUGUCAAUGGCUAUGAGUGUCUGUGCACUGAAGGCUUCGCCGGUCCAACUUGUCAUGUGAACGUUGACGACUGUGCUAACGAUCCUUGUCAACAUUCAGGUACCUGCAUUGACGGCAUCAACUCCUUCCAGUGUGUAUGCACUUCAGGGUACGAAGGGGAGUUCUGUCAGACCAACAUUGAUGAAUGCGUUAGUUCACCUUGUCAGCAUAAUGGCACUUGUGUGGAUGGAGUUGACAGGUUUGACUGUGUUUGUGCAGAAGGGUUUGAAGGACUGUUCUGUCAGGAUGAAAUUGAUGCAUGUCUCAGUGAACCUUGUCGGAACGGCGCCACGUGCAGUAGCGCGAGGGGUCAGUUCCGAUGUGCGUGCCCUGCUGGGUACGCAGGGGUUGACUGUCAGGAGAACAUUGAUGAGUGUCUGAGUUCGCCGUGUCAGAAUAACGCAACGUGCGUUGAUGGAAUUGCUAACUUUAACUGCAUUUGUCCUGCUGGGUUCUCAGGAGAGAACUGUGGCGUGAACGUUGACGAGUGUCAAUCAAAUCCUUGUUUGAAUGGUGCCACUUGUGUUGACGGUGUCAAUGGGUUCAUGUGUCUGUGUUCUCUUGGGUAUUUGGGACGGACGUGCCAGACGAACGUUGAUGAGUGUUUGUCACGGCCUUGCAUGAAUGGCGGCACAUGUGUCGAUGAUGUGGGGAUGUUUCACUGCGAUUGCCCAGCCGGUUUCUUUGGCCUGACUUGCGAGACCAAUAUCAAUGAGUGCGAGAGUAGCCCAUGUCUGAACAAUGCAACCUGUGUCGAUAACCACGGUCAUUACGUGUGCAACUGUGUUCUCGGCUUUGAAGGAAUCCACUGUGAAACAGACGUUAAUGAGUGUACAUCCCAACCUUGCCAGAAUGGCGCCACGUGCUUGGACCAAAUUGGUAACUUCACGUGUGAGUGCCCCAUGGGAUUCGUAGGCAGACGCUGUGAAACUGAUCUGGAUGAGUGUGAGAGCCGACCCUGCCAGAAUGGCGCAACCUGUGUUGACCACCCUGGUGGCUUUACUUGUUCCUGUGCUGUUGGAUUCGAAGGACCAUCUUGCCAAAUUAACAUCGACGAGUGUGUCAGUCACCCUUGCCUGAAUGAUGGCAGCUGCGUCGAUGCUGUUGAUGGCUUCCACUGCAUGUGUCCUGCUGGGUACGGCGGUGACCUUUGCCAGACCAAUAUCGAUGAAUGUGCCAGCAUGCCCUGCCAGAAUGGCGCGUCUUGCACAGACCUUUUGAACGGCUAUGAGUGCAUCUGUGUAGUAGGAUUCAGCGGGGUCACAUGCCAGACGAAUGUAGACGAAUGCCUCAGCCAACCUUGUGUGAACGGAGCCACCUGCUAUGACCUGGUCAACGGUUACCAGUGCGGCUGCCGUCGCGGAUUCAUCGGGGUGAACUGCGAGAUGAGUGCUGAUGACUGCAGCCACCAUCCAUGCAUGCACAACGGCACCUGCAACGACGGGCUGAAUGAAUAUAACUGCACCUGCUUGCCUGGCUUCAUGGGAAUCAACUGUGAACUGAACAUCAAUGAAUGUGAGAGUAACCCUUGCGAGAAUGGAGGCACUUGUGUGGACGAGACGAACAGUUAUGUCUGCGUCUGCAGUGCAGCCUUCAAGGGCAUCACCUGCCAGUCUCCUGUCAUCACUUGCUUGGACUGGGAGUGUCAGAACCAGGGGACGUGUGUUGAGACAGGUGGUGGCCAGCCUCGGUGCGACUGCCAAGUGGGGACGUCGGGGGAACACUGCGAGAUUAACAUGGAUGAAUGUCUGAGCUCUCCUUGCUUGAAUGGUGGCACCUGCCAGGACCUCAUUAAUGCAUACAGCUGUGAAUGUGACAUGCAGUACACCGGCCUACACUGUGAGACCCUACGUCCUGCCAGUCCUUGCGUAUCUUCGCCGUGUGUCAACGGGUCCUGCAUUGAGUCCUUGUCACGGCAGAUGUUCCACUGUUCAUGCAAGCCUUUCAUCAUUGGACAAUUCUGCGAUGAAGUUGAUGAAGCGAAGGUGUUGUUUACUCUUCAACUCAACGGACACCUGACGCACACGCCCUCUAUAGCUCAUCGUCUGCAGCGGGUCAUUGAGGUCAGAAUGAAAGGCAGUGACCCCGUUGGGCCCGUCGAGGUCACCGUCAUCUCCAUGGAAGAAGCAAACUCCUUGCUUUCAAAUGCUCCAUAUACCACCGUGAGGUUCUAUGCAACUUUCAACGGCACUCUCCAACCAUCACAACAACUCCAGGACGUCUUCCAGAGUGCUUCCUCCCAAGACGUGGAACUUCUCCUCUCACCCUAUAAGGUUUUCAAGGAGAAACCACUGUCGGUCGCAGAAAAGAGUAAAUCGGAUCGCAGCAACAAAGACAGCAAGUCGUGGUUGUCUCUGCAUUGGUACAUCAUUCCAAUCGUCGUCUUAUUCCUGCUUGUGUUGAUACUGCUGCUGGUUGCGAGAAGUCUUUACAAGAGGCGACGUCGAGGGGAUUUCAUCCGUAGCGGUAACAUGACGGCGAACUUCGCCAACCCGGUGUACGCGCAGUACGCCCCGGCCCAUACCGAGGACCACGACCCCUGCGUGGUGUCCAUGGGAGGACAGAAGUUUAUCAGCGGCACCGUUGUCAUGGACAACGAUUUUACCGACGUCCGACUAAGUAACGGAUCGACGACCAUGUCCACAUUUGGCCCGACCUGAGAGAGAAAAAAUGUUACGGGUGUAAUGUUCUAAUUACUGACAGCGCAAUUGCUAUGACUAUUUGUACUUAAAAUCUGAGUCUUCCUCAAAGCAAACGGACUUUUAACAACAGAAAAUUUCUCUGUUGACUAUCAAACCAGCCUUUUUGUAAAGAAACUGAAUGCUGUAUGUUAUGUUUGAUGUAGUUAAUACCAGCAAAAUGUGCAAAUAAAAUGAAUGUAAAAUGCCUUCCAAAUGUCCUUAAAAACUCAGCAUAAAAUAUUAGUUCCUCAAAACACUACAUUUAUAUUUCUUGUCUGAAAGUUGAAAUUAUUGUAGUUUUCGUAAUGGUUGAGUAACGUUACAGUCCACAGUAUGUAAUGUCUGAAUCCUGUAAAAUGUUGCACCAAUUUGUUUUUGUCACACCCUACCCAAAGUAUAGGCAUUAUCUUGUGCCGAUACAGCUGAAAUCUGAAAUACUUGAAACCCAAACGUUUACUGUCAAUAUUAUUUAUUAUAAUACUGUAAAUCGCAAGUAGGAAGUUGUAAAUAAUAAUAAUAAUUGUUUCAAAAAUACACAUAGGCCUAGCUCAGUGUAGAAACUUGAUAUUGUUUGAUAUGUCGUUAAUUAUUGUUACGGACGAAUCCAACCGUGUCAGAACUGAACUUAAUGAGCUUACGUGACUUUCUGUAUACUGAA